CCGCCGCCUCUGCAGCUUCCCCGACGACGAGAUCGAGCGAGAUCCACCUCUCCCCUGCGUCCGCCCCGUCGCUCAGUUCAGUUCUCUUUCUCCGUGGUUAGAUCAGCGCGAUGGGUUGCUGACAUUUUCUGUCUCUGUGGUUGGGUUGGGCAGAUGGAGAGGGUGCUCAAGGAUGAUGCUAUCCAGGAGAAGGCCGAGCGCGCCAGGAUGGACAAUAUCCUUCAGUCAACUGGCCGAGGGCCGAGUGUCACCAUUACAAAUGAUGAUGCUCCCAUUUUGAAGUCACUUCAGAUCGACAACCCUGCUGCGAAGGUCCUUGUUGACAUCUCAAAAGUCCAAGAUGAUGAAGUUGGUGAUGGAACAGCUUCUGUUGUUAUUUUGGCUGGAAAACUGUUGAGGGAAGCUCAAAAGUUGGUUAACAUGAAGAAUCAUCCCAUGACUAUUAUUGCAGAUAAACCCAAAAAGACAAAACCUUUUAAGCGAGGGCAUAAAUAAAGUUGAGUUCAUAGCUGGCGAGGUCUUCAGAACUGCGCUGGGAUGGAAGAUAACUCGCUGGAUUGUUGCAACCUAAAAUGAAGCAUUCCAUCAGUAAAAGCUCCUUUCGACUUAUGCCGACGGCUGCUGGACUAUCUUAUACCUCCCUAGUUUGGUGCUUAUGUUCUUUUGUGUGUCGUUAAAACUAUCUAAAACCUAAGACAGUAAACAUCCGUGAUGGAGAUCUGAGCCAUGAAAAUCCCAAGAGGAUGAAUGUUGAAGUUUAAACAUUGUCCUUUGGGUUAUUGGCAAUACUAUGUUGA
Messenger RNA from Triticum dicoccoides, 797 nucleotides. Its product is annotated as T-complex protein 1 subunit beta-like. NCBI's taxonomy places the organism in Eukaryota, Viridiplantae, Streptophyta, Magnoliopsida, Poales, Poaceae. The record is from RefSeq and is a predicted model, not a curated record. Gene Ontology annotation, molecular function: ATP binding; ATP hydrolysis activity; ATP-dependent protein folding chaperone. The coding region runs from base 154 to 495 and encodes 113 amino acids. Gene Ontology annotation, biological process: protein folding. The transcript has 4 exons.